AUGGGGCUGGGCGACCACCCGUCGCUCUUGAUGCUCCCCUAUCCUCCCAACCCUCUCACCCGCGACUCUCUCAGCGCCGCCUACCGGCCCUCCCUCAAAUCCGCACUCGCAAAGGUGAGGCGCCCAGACGGUGCCGCCCAACUCACCGUCGCCAUCGCGUGCCCCGUGCUCCAAGGGCAAUUUCUCCGUUCCAAAACCCUUUCAUGGCCUGACGCCCAGACGCUCGUUGCCGGCACUUACGGUCUCAUCUCAGUCCUAUGCGCCGAGCUCUCGAUCAACACUGAGGUAAACGGCGGGCCGGGCUCGGUCGACUCAACCGUCGUCUUGAUUGACGAUGACCGCAACAAACGCUAUCCAGUCGACUUCCGCCCUGCCAUCGAGCCCAACAACACCGUCGUCGUCGACAUGGCCACCUUUGCCUCGUCCCACUUCCCCUGGAAUUUGAUCUUCAGCGUUAGAAGCGAGCUUGGAUUCCAAGUGUCACAGGCGUAUCUCAAGUUUGCCGAGGGGCGGCAGAACCUGCUUCAGUCACAAUUAAUCCCGGUGGAGGGCGGCCUGGUGCUGAAUGUCGCAAAGAGCGACCCAUCGGCCGUGGCGCCACAGACAUCGACGUACCCCACGGUUUGUCUGGGGGGAACGUUUGAUUACUUGCACCCAGGGCACAAACUUCUGCUUACGGCCGGCGCCCUCCUGCUUCAAGUCCCCCGGAGGGGCGACCGUGUUCCGCCGUGCCGGUACAUCAUUGGCAUUACGGGGGAUGAGAUGUUGCGGAACAAGAAGUUUGCCGAAUAUGUGCAGACCUGGGAGGAGCGGGCGCGGAACGUCAUCUCCUUCCUGGCGCAGCUCCUCGAGCUCUCGCCACGGGGGUGGAAAGACAGCACAUCCCCCCAGAUUGAAGAGAAAGACGGCGACUUUACGGCGACCUUCCGGGACGGCGCGAUCCAAGUCCGCUGCGUGCGAAUUCAAGACGCCUUCGGGCCGACCAUCACGGUUGAGGAUAUCCAGGCUUUGGUGGUGUCUGCCGAGACACGGUCAGGAGGGCAGGCUGUGAACGAGAAGCGUGCUGAGAAGGGCUGGCAUGCGCUUGAGGUCUUUGAGGUCGACGUGCUGGAUGCUGAGGAGGUCUCGGAUGAGUCUACCAAGACGGAGAACUUUGCGUCCAAGAUCAGCAGCACUGCUAUUCGGCAGCAGAGGGCGGCGAGAGGCGGGACCAAAAUAUAA
Molecule: messenger RNA, 1221 nt
Organism: Chaetomium globosum CBS 148.51
Lineage: Eukaryota; Fungi; Ascomycota; Sordariomycetes; Sordariales; Chaetomiaceae
Exons: 1
Coding region: 1-1221 (406 amino acids)
Biological process (GO): coenzyme A biosynthetic process
Molecular function (GO): dephospho-CoA kinase activity
Source: RefSeq, a predicted model, not a curated record